CGCUCGUCCGGCAACGGAAAAUAAUGUUCAUCAUUCGGCAGUAGUUGGCAAUAAGUUUGUGGAAAUACAUGAUGAUUCCAGAACUGCAGGAAGCAAUCCAGCUCGCCCAGGAGAAUCUCUAUCGUGGGUUCAUAUCGUCCAAGCGUAGUGGCAUCGAUUGGUUGAAUACCGUUUGCGGCGACUUUCACAAGUUGUUCCGGGUUUUACAUAAAUUUCUGGCAUUUGAGGUAUGCAACAAUGUGGCAGUUAUGGAAAUGGCUUUCUUGUGCCUGUCGCAAAUUGUGGUCUGCAUCCGGUAUCUGGAACGAACGUUGAUGACGGAACAGAACAAGAAGUGCACUUUGUCGCCCACUCGACAAUGUUUUCUGGAUCGGAUAAUCUGGUGCAUAGCUAAGAUCAAAGCGCUAGCAGAAGAUGAGAAUUCAGUGGCACACGAAUGCACGACCGAGUCCAAUUUCGUCAGCUUUCUCGAUUUGGCAUUGAAUCUGGUUGGCCCUUUGUCGGUGGCAUUCGAAGAUUCUGGGCUGAAUCAGGCCCAGCAGGACGCUGAAGCAAUGAUUGAAUGUGCUCGGAUCCGGUCGGUCGUGGAGGCGCUCAUUACGCAAACGUUCGCCUUUGGGAAUGUGUUGGAGGAUGAGGAUAAGAAUCGCCUUACGAAUGUGUGCCAGCGAGUUCUGAAGGAGUGUAUUGCGCUGGAGAAGGAAUCGGCACUUGUUGAAGGUGACAGUCGUCCAGAUGCACAGAAUAGGCGUUUGAAGGCUAGCGUACUGGAGGGUGCCAUAUACCAGUUGGAAACGCAAGUGAACGAUUGCUUGUUGAUGGUAGUUUAUGAGACGUUCGCUGAAAUGGAUCGUAAAUUGUUUGUUCAAAUGAGACAAAUGAUCAAGGAAGGAGCAAAAGAAGAAGAAAUUGAUAACAUGACCAACAGGGUUGAUACCAUGGUGGACAGAAUUAUGCAAAUUGGAUUGUUUGCAAUUUCCUAUGCUGACAACCACAAAGCUGCUUCCACCAUCCGUAGCUGCUUGGCUUCCAUUGAAGCACUGGAUUCCUAUUUGAUACCCUCGAUCUACGUCCCCUGCAAUUAUCACACAAAACUCCUGGAAGAACACUGGUCAGAGGAAUCAGCACUGCUUCGCUAUCACGUCCAGAGAAUUAUCGACAGUAAUGCUUUUGCUCUAUGCUUGAUUGAAAUCCUCGAUAGCGGAAUCGAUCGUCUAGUUGAAACGUUCAAUCCCGCGGAUGCCGAGAAUCUCGUUCGAAAGGCGGAAGUUUUCAAACAGCACGUCGAAUUAAACUCAAUCGAUUUGAAUCUACAACAGCAGGAAGCGUUAAAGAUCUAUUUUGAUGAUUUUAAAACCAUGAUCCUGGAAUGCAAAGCCAUAGUGACGUGCUCGGAGGAGGAUCCUUCGAUAGGGAAGGAUCGCAUUCUGAAAAGAUUCCGCAUACUGUUGUCAAAGUUGAGGAAAAUUCAACUAUCGAUUAGCGCGGAUAAGGCAAAUCAACCGACGAAGGAUGGCGCGCUCGAACAGAAGCCAUCUGAGGUGGCCCAAACGGACGAAGAAAAAGAAGUCGAACAAAGCGUCAAGGAAUUUUUCUGCAACAGCAUCCAGAGACCAUCGAUGACGAGCAUUUUGUACCGCAGCAAAAGGAGCGACAAGUCUCGGCGGGAUUCGACCGUUUCGCUUUUAGAGCUUAAAAGUUUCACCGACAUAACGGCACAGGUGAGGAAGCGAGCGGAAACCACUCCGGAGAGGGGUUCCAGUGCUGGCCAUCCCAGCAGAAAGAAACCGAUCAAAAGGAACAGUUUGCGUGUGGUUUUGUUCAAGCGGCAACAGGGCAAACAGACGGCCGAAUUUUUUGAGAGCUUCAAGAGCGAUAUAGAUCUGCAAAUAACCGCAAUUUUGGACCAACUGACGGACCUUUCAACCACUUUCUCGCUCCCACCACAGCACGAUCAGUGCAGUGAAGCAUCAGGAUCGCAGCAGCAGCUAGAGGAAGAAACUAGCAAGGUAGCGGUUCCACUUAUUACUAGGAAGUCUAUCACCAAGGAGGAGAUAGCGAUUCUAGAUGACAAUAGAAUCAGUAUUAAUAUUACUACCGACUUAUGAUUGAGAGACUAAAAAUGGCAUUAGGUAUUUUGGGGUACUUAAUAUUUGGUUUAUAAUUGUAUGUUUCACACU
Molecule: messenger RNA, 2180 nt
Organism: Ochlerotatus camptorhynchus
Lineage: Eukaryota; Metazoa; Arthropoda; Insecta; Diptera; Culicidae
Product: serendipity locus protein alpha-like
Exons: 5
Coding region: 69-2108 (679 amino acids)
Biological process (GO): cell-cell adhesion; cellularization; cell migration
Cellular component (GO): adherens junction; membrane; catenin complex
Molecular function (GO): beta-catenin binding; actin filament binding
Source: RefSeq, a predicted model, not a curated record